AUGGCUCCCCCGAGGGGUUUCGAGGAUGAGGAGCUCACCAUUUCCCUCUCUCCAUCCCAGAUCCGACGCCGUGCGAAUGAGGGCUGGAAAGCCUCGCCCUCCGAGUCGAACCCCGCCGCCAACACAAACACCACCACCACACCUGCCAUGGCCUCCGCAGCUCGUGCAGAUCAGCAGGCCGCUGCUGCCGCCGCCGGCCGUGGUCCUAUCCCGACCGGCAUCGGCGCCGGUGUCCGUGAGAGGAUCAAGACCGAGCAGCGCAUCGGUGCCUACAAGGUCAUCAAGACCCUUGGUGAAGGCUCCUUCGGCAAGGUCAAGCUGGCCAUACACAAUGGCACCGGCCAGCACGUCGCUCUGAAGAUCAUUGCGCGCAAGAAGCUCAUCAGCAGGGACAUGGCUGGCCGCGUCGAACGCGAGAUUGAAUAUCUUCAGCUGCUGCGACAUCCCCAUAUCAUCAAGCUUUAUACUGUCAUCAAGACGCAAAACGAGAUUAUCAUGGUCCUAGAGUACGCCGGCGGCGAGCUUUUCGAUUACAUUAUCGUCCAUCGCGAUCUCAAGCCCGAGAACCUUCUCCUCGAUGACCAGCUGAAUGUGAAGAUUGCCGACUUCGGUCUCAGCAACAUCAUGACGGACGGCAACUUCCUCAAGACGUCCUGCGGUAGCCCCAACUAUGCGGCCCCCGAGGUCAUCGGAGGCAAGCUCUAUGCAGGCCCCGAAGUCGACGUGUGGAGUUGCGGCGUCAUCCUCUAUGUUUUGCUCGUCGGAAGGCUACCUUUUGACGAUGAGCAUAUUCCCAGCCUGUUCGCCAAGAUUGCGAGGGGCACGUACAGCAUCCCACAAUGGAUCAACACUGGUGCUGCCAACCUCAUCAAGAAACUGCUUGUGGUUAAUCCCGUCCAGCGCGCCUCUAUCGACGACAUAAGGGCAGACCCGUGGUUCCAGAUCGAUCUGCCGCCCUAUCUUCAGCCAGCCGUGGAGGAGUUUUACAACACAGGGGUGGACCCCAACCAGGCCAUCAAGAAGAGCGACAUUGCGCCCAAUGCGCCGACGAAGGUGCAAGAAAAGCUGCACGACGAGGUUACGGAGAAGAUCAGUAAGACCAUGGGAUACGGCAAGAAGGACGUGCAGGAGGCUCUAGAGGCCGAAGAGCCGUCAGCCAUCAAGGACGCCUACAUGAUUGUUCGUGAGAAUAAGCUCAUGCAGGUCAACGAUGGCUUGGCUUCACUGACUGUCGACCCGGAAACCUCCAACAGCCCCAUGAUCAGUGCCUCGUCUGCUCGAUCUGGGACUUCUGGAGUCGGUGCCGUGCCGAGGCCCUACAUCAGCAAGAUUGGCAUCCUACCAAGCAGUCUGCCAGACUACCACAAAGAAUACGUGGAACGGGAGAAGGCGGGCAUAGAAGACACGCCCACGCCUAGCAUCGUCGUCGACGAGCACGGCUCAAGCUCUCGCACCGAUGCCGAGCGUGAGGAGCUGGCACGGCAUCUCAAGCCGCACAACAAGACGCAGCAGCGCUACGCCGACGAAUCUGGCCAGCGACCGCAGGGCAUGACGCCUGUGACGGUGCCUGCCAAGAAGGUCAAGCCAGUUCGCUGGCAGUUCGGUAUCCGCUCGCGUAACGCGCCGUGGGAGGCUCUUCUGUGCAUUCACAAGGCACUCAACAAGCUCGGCGCGACAUAUGUGCCUGACGAGGACUAUGAGAAGCUCCACGCUCAAGACGAGAGCGAGCAUGGAGGCAGCGGGGACGGCAGCUUCGUCGAUGAGUACGGCAGCGGCACGCAGCAGUCUGAGGGCGCCAACACGUCAACGAGCAGCAUCGAUCCGCUGAAGAAGUACAAGCUGCCGGCUGAUCCCUGGCACAUCAAGGUGCGAUGGGAGACAAAGACCAUGAGUAGAAGGGCGUAUGAUCACCCAGACAGCUACCACGUGCAUGAAGAAAACAUGAAGAGGGACUUUGUGGCUCUCCAUGUCGACAUACAGAUCUACGAGAUGGAGCACGGCGUCUACCUCGUCGACUUCAAGUGCUCGGGCUACGAGACGGCAGAUCGCAGGCUGCUCGAAGAAAAGGAUGUCACCAGCCCGUUCCCGUUCCUUGACAUGGCUGCCAAGCUCAUCAUGCAGCUGGCUGAGGCUGACUAG
Messenger RNA from Verticillium dahliae VdLs.17, 2139 nucleotides. Its product is annotated as carbon catabolite-derepressing protein kinase. Gene Ontology annotation, cellular component: cytoplasm. Bases 1 to 2139 code for a protein of 712 amino acids. The record is from RefSeq and is a predicted model, not a curated record. The transcript has 5 exons. Gene Ontology annotation, biological process: intracellular signal transduction; protein phosphorylation. Lineage: Eukaryota; Fungi; Ascomycota; Sordariomycetes; Glomerellales; Plectosphaerellaceae. Gene Ontology annotation, molecular function: ATP binding; protein serine/threonine kinase activity.